Molecule: messenger RNA, 1521 nt
Organism: Dioscorea cayenensis subsp. rotundata (Guinea yam)
Lineage: Eukaryota; Viridiplantae; Streptophyta; Magnoliopsida; Dioscoreales; Dioscoreaceae
Product: protein LIGULELESS 1-like
Exons: 3
Coding region: 220-1221 (333 amino acids)
Cellular component (GO): nucleus
Molecular function (GO): DNA binding
Source: RefSeq, a predicted model, not a curated record
AAAACAAAGUAAAACUCAUAAAUCAAAGGCACAGUAUCCUCUCAAACUCCUGUUCAUCAACACUAUGCUUGGUUUGGUGUCCUUGAGACAUCCCAAGUACUAAGGAUUCUAUUAGAUCUAGAGAACUCCUUUGCUAGCUUAUCAGGAGACCACAUUUCAGUUUUUAUAUUGCCUUCACUUCCAACUCUUGCUUCUCAACCUCUCUCUUUUCAUGUUGAGAUGAUGAACAGAUCCACAACUUCCAAUGAUCCCUUCCCUUCUCCUUUCUUUCCUUUUGCUGGGCUUCCAUCAAACAACACUACCACUUGGGAUCCUAAUCCCAAUCCCAAUCCCAAUCUUAGCAUGCCAAGCUUCAAUUACAGCUAUCCUUCUUCAUUCAUACCAAACACUCCACCAUAUUUGGACUCUCAAGCAGGUCUCCUACCAAUCAACAGCUUUCCCAUUGCCAGUGAUCAGAUGUACACUGUGAAAGCAGAAGAGGUUGGGCUUAACUUGGGUCACAGGACUUAUUUCUCAUCUGGUGAUGCUGCUGCCAUUGAUAGGUUGUUUGCAAGGUCUAGAGGUGUGUAUUCUCUUGCUCAUCAGCCUCCUCGUUGCCAAGCUGAAGGUUGCAAAGCUGACCUCUCUGGUGCUAAGCACUACCACAGAAGGCAUAAGGUUUGUGAGUUCCAUUCCAAGGCCACUGUUGUUAUUGCCAGUGGUUUGCAGCAAAGGUUUUGCCAACAAUGCAGCAGAUGUUCAUUGUUUAGGUUCCAUGUGCUGUCAGAAUUUGAUGAGGCCAAGAGGAGCUGUAGAAAGCGCCUGGCAGACCAUAACAGGAGAAGAAGGAAACCUCAGUCUCAGUCCACCAACUCCUCUGAAAACAACAACAGUAAUACAACCACUACCACCACCACCACCACCACUACUACCACCAGCACAGAAACAAUUAGCAAGACAACAAAUGGACCAGGCUUAUCUUUAGGAGCAGGAGGAGUUGGAGGGAUGAUGAAUCAAAACCAAUGUUCAACUUUUGUGUCUCAACAGCAAACUUCAUCAUCCAACACACACAUGUAUCACAACAGCAGUCUCUUCUGGCCCAGCUCCAAUGAAGCAUCUCAAUCAAAUGGUGGGGAUUCUGAGCAGCAACAGCAACAGAAACAGCAACAGCAACAGCAACAGCAGCAGAGUAACAACCUACUUCAUCUAGGACAGGCCAUGUUUGAGUUGGACUUUCUAUGAGGGGGGAUGAAAAGAGGAAAAGUUAUUGCUUGCUUUCCUAUGUUUUUCUUUCUUUAUUUUCCCUUUCAAUGGGAAUAAUGGUUUUCUUUUUCAGUAUUUUUGUGCCUGACUUUUAGGCCUUCUCAUGCUCCUCUUUUCUCAUAUAGGCUGCAUGAUCUUCCCUUCUUUUUUUCGUUUUGCUUGUUUUUGUGAAAUUAUGUGAUUUGUUGAAUUUCAGUUUCAAAUUUCUCGAGUCAGAGGUAUCAGUCAAAAAUAUUGGGCAGCAUAUAUCAUAAGACGUCUUGGCACAAGAAAUUAAUG